Molecule: messenger RNA, 1129 nt
Organism: Branchiostoma floridae (Florida lancelet)
Lineage: Eukaryota; Metazoa; Chordata; Leptocardii; Amphioxiformes; Branchiostomatidae
Exons: 6
Coding region: 161-1129 (322 amino acids)
Molecular function (GO): toxin activity
Source: RefSeq, a predicted model, not a curated record
CCCACCUGCAUGUGCAACACCCUGUCAAUGGCGACCAUUGUAUGAGUGGUAAGGACAGUGUUUCGGAUUUAUCCACCAUAACUUGAAAAGACUGAAUCUUGCAGCUUCUAAACGUCAAGCAGACCGCCUUCAAGUCAUUGUUACAACUGUCAAGCACAAGAUGGGACAGCGGUGGUCGACCCCGACAGUGCUAAACGAGGACUCCAAAGACGUGGCAACGGCAGCAGCCUCCGAACUGGCUAAACAGAUGACCGUCAGCGCUGUACAGGCCACUGCUGGGGCCGUGGUGGUGGGGGUAGGGGGAGCCGUGGCCGGGGCUAUCGCACAGGUGAUAUUCCGUGGUCUAUGGGACACGGUCUUCCCACCAGAUGCUGAAGAGUCCAGUACUAUGGACGAGAUGAAGUCUAUCGUGAAGCAGGAACUGAAACAGGACACUUUGGAUCAGAUCAACGGAGUGCUGCAUGACCUGUUCGAUAUGCUGACUAAGGAUUACACCUUAGAUAAGAUGCACAGUGACCUCACCGACCCAACCGACCGAGAGCGCCUCCACGACUUGUUGACAAGGCUGAACGAACAUCUCAUCGGAGUGAUCGGCACGCUGAUGCAGGAGAGCUACGCCAAGAUCGGGCUGACGUCAUUCCUCCUCCUGGCGGGACUGAGGCUCGCGCUGUACCAGGAAAUGGCUAACGUGGAUCCGGAGAACGAAGACCCGGACUUCAACCCUGCCAGAUCUUCGCGCUACGCCACACCGCGGGUUGGUCUGGUAGCGCAGUACGCAGAGAAAUACGCGGAGCACGUGGAGGAAUGGUGGCCGCGGAUUCUGGAGGACCGUAGGAGGGCUGUUGUUGCAGGGAGCGCCGUAACGUCUACAGGUGUCUCCGUGUCACUGGUGGGGACAGUAACAGAGUGGAUAGAAGACCACGCCAUCAGAAAAGACGAUAUCCACGUGAGAUCCUACAGUAACAUUGCAGCCCCGCCACAGCCGUCUCUAGACACAUUGCUUGAAGAAUACAGACAACAGGUGGCAGUGAAGUUGUCUAAAAAGUUCAACCAUCCCGAAGAAAUCGCGACCAACUGGAGAAAACUUAUUGACAAGCCCAUUAAUAUGACAAUUGAAGACGUGCCCUGA